This is a messenger RNA of Histoplasma capsulatum G186AR, 1854 nucleotides long. RefSeq names its product DASH complex subunit ask1. Gene Ontology annotation, cellular component: mitotic spindle pole body; DASH complex; mitotic spindle. The transcript has 4 exons. The coding region runs from base 40 to 1353 and encodes 437 amino acids. Gene Ontology annotation, biological process: attachment of spindle microtubules to kinetochore. NCBI's taxonomy places the organism in Eukaryota, Fungi, Ascomycota, Eurotiomycetes, Onygenales, Ajellomycetaceae. The record is from RefSeq and is a predicted model, not a curated record.
CUCACUUAAAACCUGGUUACAUGGUGUUUGAGAGCAACGAUGUCACGCCCUAACCCAGCCCAACGGAACCUUUCACUGACUGAGGAGCUAGAGAGACUGGAGCAGUCCAUAACAUUGACCUUGCAAGAGAUUGAUCACAAUUUCAGCCGUGCUCACAGAAUUGUCACCACAAGCAUUCUCCCAACUGUUGAACAAUAUGCUGAACAGUCGCGAGAAGUAUGGGAGGGGUCGAAGUUCUGGAAACAAUUCUUCGAGUCCAGUGCUAAUGUCUCGCUCUCUGGCUAUGAAGAACAACCUCCAAGCGAAAGCGGACAGGAGGGCACAUAUUCUGAGGACUCUACAUACACGACCCGCACAUCCACAGACGAAGACGCUACAGAAUCAUACGCCACCCCAUCAUCUGAAUCGCUCAACCUCCACGACCGAGAAGAUGCCCCAGACCUGUCGUCACUCACAAUAACACCAUCCCACAGCACCCCGCGACCAAAAUCUCAUAUAAAACGAAACAACGACGACGACAUUACCAGCUCAUCCAUCGAUUACCCCACCCCGUAUGAAACUCUCCACAACGCAUCAGACGACACGCCCUUACAAUCAAGAAACGCCGGUCCAGUCACUCCAGCAAGGACACAAUGGAAACAUGGUGGUGCACGAGACAUGGCCAUAACUCCAACGUCCUCGUCAUUCGCCCCACCAGCUUCGCACAGGAUGCCGUCCACAUCCAAAAAGGCCGGCAAGCAGAUGGAUGCCGUCCUUCACCGUGUCCUCGAUAAAACUUACCGUAUCCAAGCAACACCCCUUGCCAGCUCUCGCAAAACGUAUGGCCAUUCCACUCAUACAAUCAGCACGCCCAAAUUCAACCCCAAACCGGGCUACCUAGACUCCCCUCUCUCAAGUCCGGAAAUCGAAGUUCCAAAACUUCACUCGGAGAUAUUUUCAUCCCCAAUCAAGGGUGAUAACGAUGGUGGUGAAGAUGACGAGAGUCGACCUCGUCAGCGACGGCCAAGCAAACCAUCCCGAGUCUCACGGCCAGGCAUCAGUGUGCUUACGCCAAGCAAACAUGAUGCGUCACGGCCGCCGAAAAUGUCCUAUGGAUGGGAUAGCAACGAGGACUUCCAUGACGACGAUGACGACGACGACGGUACCGCACUCUUUGGCGAUAGUCCGCCGAAAACGAUACAGUUUCAUGUUCCGCAGAGCAGGUUACUGCAGACUCCAGCCAAGGAAGCCUCCAAGAGAAUUGUUUCUGACCUCCUUCACACCGCCGGUUGCGGUGAAGAUAUCACGGACGAGUACGAGAACAGUCCAAGCAUCAUUCGUCGGGCCGCUGGGUUGGAAGAUGAGAGCUUCUGAAUGAUUUUAUAUAUGUCUAUGAGAACAGAAAAACACCUGAGCGGAAAAGGGGGGAAGGGGAACCUGUGCUCAAAUCCAAUACCUACGAUACCCCUUUCAUUGUCUAGUAACUUUAAGCAUUUCUACUUCACCGGCUCUACGAGACUUAUACGCAGUAAAGUCAUAGAUUGUUUUGCUAGCUUCUUUUGAUUUAACCAGGCAAGUGACCUUUCUUAGAUGAUGCCCCAAUGAUACACACGUGAAUGAAAGGGUAUGUGGGUAUUCUUGAAUAUGCAUCCAGACCGGGGGGGGGGGGUGCGAAAGUGAAAGAAGGAAACAGGUCAAAGGGGAAAAAACUUUAACCAUGAGUAUUCGUAAUAGAUUGGCGAAAGAGAAAGAAAAAAGCAAUGUAGUCGGGGAAAAAAUCGUAGACGACAUAUAUGGCUCCAAUUGGACUUUUUAUCUCGUCAUAAGUCAUAAUAGCCAUUGUUAUCGUCAUCAUUACAAACACUGGACAUCGAU